This is a messenger RNA of Mangifera indica (mango), 1711 nucleotides long. Its product is annotated as interactor of constitutive active ROPs 1. The transcript is spliced from 3 exons. The coding region runs from base 345 to 1499 and encodes 384 amino acids. The record is from RefSeq and is a predicted model, not a curated record. NCBI's taxonomy places the organism in Eukaryota, Viridiplantae, Streptophyta, Magnoliopsida, Sapindales, Anacardiaceae.
UUACUUUCCCCCAUUUUUUUUAAAUUACUCUUUUGUCUUCUUCAAAAUCUCUACUACCAUCACCAUCCCCUGCAUCAAUCAAGCUUUAUUUCAAAGUUUCAAACUUUAUUUCACUUCAGUUCUCUCUCUGUCUUCAUCUCCACCACUUACUGUGAAAAAAGAUUUUACCUUUCUUCUUCUCCAUUGAUUCUCUUGCAUUUUGUCAGAAGGGUUUUUCAUAAAUUCAUCAUAGAUGAAGAAUAUGUGUAGCUUAAGCUAAAGCUCUCAGUUUCAGAUAACUAGAUUACAAGCUUCUGAUUAUCAUCCCAUCACUCUUUGUCUGCAUAUAUCUUCUGGUCUACAAAAUGCCAAGGUCAAGGGGAUCAGAAGUGCCUCAAAGACAGUCUCCUCGAGGUCCACAUCAGCUGAGGACAUCAAGUUCUGAUUCAGAUCCACCUCAUCAUCGGCCAAUUGCUGAUCGCAGUCCCAAGCUUGGAGACCGCCGUUCCCCGAGAGGUGGCCCUCACUCUGAUCCAGUGCACCAGAAGAAACUUGGUACUCGCAUUGCAGAUUUAGAGUCUCAACUUGGGCAAGCGCAAGAAGAGCUAAAGGUUCUGAAAGACCAGUUGGUAUCAGCUGAGGCUGCAAAGAAGGAAGCUCAAGAAGAACUGGAGAAGAAAACUAAGAAGUCAAAAGCUCCAGGGUCUACAGAGAUUCCAAAACAACAUUAUCCAAGUGAAAUCCAAGAAGAAGCUAAACUAACAGAGACCAAUCCUAGGGAUGGGGUUUUGGAUGAAAUUGACGAGACUGAUGUUUUUGAAGUUCCAGUAGAGAAAGUUACAGUUGAGCCUAAGGUUGAAAUAUGCCAACAAACCUCUGAGGAGGGAAAAAUGGCCAAACAAAUUGAUGUAUCAACUGAACCAUCAGUAACUCCAGAACCAGAGAAGGCAUCCAACCAUGACUUAUCUCUGGCAAAUGAAGAGAUAACUAUGCUAAAAACCAAAUUAGAAGAGAAGGAGAAGGAGCUAGUGGUGAUUGGUCAAGAAAAUGAAAACCUGAAACUGCAGCUGAAUGAAGCUAUCCUGAACAUUUCGACUGCUGAAGCAAAGAAAGAGGAAAUGGCACAGAACCUGAGCCAUCUUGGAGAAGAGCUGAAGACAAGUAAAGAAGAGGUGGUAAAGUUGAAGGAAAAGCUGGAAGCAGUGGAAGACGCAAAAGAAGCACUAGAAACAGAGAUGAAGAAGCUGAGAGUACAGACUGAGCAGUGGAGAAAAGCAGCUGAUGCUGCAGCAGCCGUGCUUGCUGGGGGUGUAGAGAUGAAUGGGAGGGUUCCUGAGAGGUGUGGAUCCAUGGAUAAGCACUUUGGUGGUGUGUUUGAACCAUUGGCAGGUGGGUACGCUGGCUUUGUAGGAUCGCCUGGAAUGGCGGACGGCUUAGAUGAUGGUUUCGGUAGUGGUAAACGAAAGGGUUCUGGAAUCAAAAAGUUCGGAGACUUGUGGAAGAAGAAAGGCAACAAAUAAUCAAGAAUCACUCUCUUUCGUGAUGUUAAAAUCUUUUUCAGUAUCUAAGAUGUUGGCGAAAUGGUCGCUCGCUAUUUCGUGUUGUGUUCUUAGUAGUCAAGAGUUUGAAGUUAUGUAGUGAUUUGAACACCAAGGAUGAUUCGAAUAUGUUGUACUUAAAUUUUGGCUAUUCCAAGAGCCACUUCUUAUAGAUGGGGCUUUUUGUUGCUGCA